Molecule: messenger RNA, 800 nt
Organism: Portunus trituberculatus (swimming crab)
Lineage: Eukaryota; Metazoa; Arthropoda; Malacostraca; Decapoda; Portunidae
Product: pre-rRNA-processing protein TSR2 homolog
Exons: 5
Coding region: 247-774 (175 amino acids)
Biological process (GO): maturation of SSU-rRNA from tricistronic rRNA transcript (SSU-rRNA, 5.8S rRNA, LSU-rRNA)
Cellular component (GO): nucleus
Source: RefSeq, a predicted model, not a curated record
CCUUUCUGACGUCACGGAUGUAAACAAACACGACCAUCCUUGUCUGAGCAGCCGAACACGGUGCGCCGCUACCACCGCCUCCACCACGGCGUGACCCGCUGCAGGACACGACACACGCACUUUCUGUACAUCCCAACUGCCACCACUCCUCAGCAGCAGCUGAGGAAGGCAGAGGCCAGGCAGCAUCCACUCUAGGAGAGCCUCCCACUGCCCUGCUAUUCCUGCCACGUGCUCCCCGCCGCCACAAUGCUGCCCACCUUCAAGAAGGCAGUGCAGAUCACACUAUCAAAUUGGCCCGCGUUACAGUUUGCAGUGCAGCAGCAGGCAGGUGGGCCACAGAGUGCAGCCAUAGCAGAGUGGAUGGUGGGAGUUACUGAACAGUAUUUUUAUGACAAUGAGGACCUUGAGGCAGAGGAGGUGGCUGACUACCUGGCAACAAUAAUGGACCAGGAACUCAACACAAUGGUGGAAGAUGAGUCUGAUGUUGAGGUUGGGCAGUGUUUGUGUCGCUUCUACCGACUGUGUGUGGAGGGGAGUGAUGCACAGGUGCUGGAUGACCUGUCAAAGAUCCCAGUAGGCAUGCCAUCCUUCAGAGUCCAAGAUCUUUGUGAAGAGGAAGAAGAGUCAGACAAACCCCCUCAACUAGUGGAUCGCCUGGGUGCCCUGCAGCUGGCCGAGGCACCACCCAGGCCUGAGCCAGAGCCUCGGACAGCAGAGCAGCUGAGGGAUGAGGCGGAGGGGUGGACGAUGGUACAGAGAAGGAAACACAAGUGAUGAUGGUAAUAAAUAGUAUUGGUUGA